Messenger RNA from Raphanus sativus (radish), 714 nucleotides. RefSeq lists its product as uncharacterized. The coding region runs from base 1 to 714 and encodes 237 amino acids. The transcript is spliced from 2 exons. The record is from RefSeq and is a predicted model, not a curated record. Lineage: Eukaryota; Viridiplantae; Streptophyta; Magnoliopsida; Brassicales; Brassicaceae.
AUGUAUCAGCCUGAUGGAUUUGUGGAUCAAGACAAACCCGACUACAUGUGCAAACUAACCAAAGCCCUCUAUGGCCUUAAACAAGCACUUAGAGCUUGGUUUGACACUUUUAGUAACUUUCUGAUUGAUUUUGGGUUUGUCUGCAGCACAUCUGAUCCAUCGUUGUUCACGUACAGCAGAGAUAACAACUUCAUGGUCCUUCUCCUGUAUGUGGAUGACAUACUUCUUAUUGGUAAUACUGUGGGUAUUCUUCAAAAGUUGGUUGAUGCGUUGUCUGAAAGGUUCAGUAUGAAAGAUAUGGAGACACCCACGUAUUUUCUUGGCAUUGAGAUGCAGACUCUUCCUGACGGGGUCUUCCUUCAUCAAACGGCGUAUGUCAAAGAGAUUCUUCACGCUGCUGCUAUGUCUGACUGCAAUCCAAUGCCAACUCCAUUACCUCAGAGAAUAGAAGAAAUGGAUACUACGCUGUUUGAAGAUCCUACUUACUUCAGGAGUUUGGCAGGGACUGCUACGUUUGGUAUGUACAUUAAGAAGAGCUCAGACCUCACUCUGAUGGCAUAUUGCGAUAGUGAUUGGUCGGGAUGCCCUGAAACAAGGAGGUCUACAACUGGGUUCUGCACAAUCCUUGGUUCAAACUUGGUGUCUUGGUCUGCAAAGCGACAGGAAACUGUCUCCCGCUCAUCAACUGAAGCAGAGUACAGGGCAUUAGCAUAA